AUGCCUUCUCUUGAAAUACCUGAAGAAAUUCAACGACCACUUGGGUCUCCUUCAAACUCAUCAUUAUCGUCCAAUUCAUCGGAUGUUCUUUUAGUUCGCAUAACAAAUUCACAAUCGGAAUCAUCAGUCAGUAGUGAAACGACAAAUACACAAGAUGAUAACUCAAUUGAAUCAAAUUUUAUUGACGUCAAUAACAGAAACUUUCACAGCAGACAAACAGUUGAAGUAGAAAGAAUGACUUAUCAACCUAUCAAACUUCCAACUGAACCAACAUUAGAAGAACUUUUGCGACAAGUCACAGGAGGUGGAGAAAUUCAAGAAAUUCAACAAAUAAAAUUGCGAAUAAUUUCACCAGCCAUUAGUCUCCAUAGGCUUCCUUACUUCAUGCCAAGGUUAAGAGGAUUAAAUCUUGAGGGAAGCAUGUUGUUUUCACUGCGUGACCUUGGCUGUGAUUUGACUUCACUUGUCUACUUAAACAUCAGUCGUUGUGGGUUGAAAUCUCUUGACGGUACCAACGGAUUAUCAAAUUUGAUUGAGCUUGUCGCUGAUUUCAACUUAAUUGAAGAUGCUGGGCCCUGUUCGAACUUAACUUCCAUAUCAAAGUUGAGCCUGAUAAGCAAUAAAAUUAAAGACUUUCAGGGUGUGAUGUUUUUGGGCUUCUGUAAUCAAUUGAGAGUUCUCGAUUUGGAAAACAAUCUCGUCAAUCAAAAAAUUAAUUAUCGUGAUGUUGUGCAACAAAAUAUUCCAAGCCUCAUUUAUUUGGAUAAAAUUCCAUACCGAGAAAUCGAUGAAGAAACAAAAAGAGAAUUGCUGAGAUCAGAAUAUCAACCAGAGAAUAAUGGAACAGUUCGAAGAAACCUGCAAUUGAGAAUAAAUGAAUCGAUCGAUAAGGAAUCUUCAGAAAAUCUACCACUUGUCACUCACAUCUCAAUCACUAAACGACCAGCAACUGCAGAUGCCAUAAAACCAAAAUACGACGUAAGUGUGGGUGAACCUGUUUGCGGCAGCAUCAUAACAAAAGCAAGAAAGUCAAGAAAGCUAAAAACUGCGUGGGGUGACUCAUGUUCUUCUUCAAGCUUUAGUAGUUCUGACUCUUCCACACAUGGCACACCAGUCAUUAAAAGAUCAACGACAUUGCUAGAGGAAAAUGAAGAGUCUUGUGAAACCUUACUUGAAAAUUCACGAUUAUGGAGAGAAAGAAGCAAAGAAACGAGGGAAAGAUUUAACAAAUGA
This is a messenger RNA of Clunio marinus, 1233 nucleotides long. NCBI's taxonomy places the organism in Eukaryota, Metazoa, Arthropoda, Insecta, Diptera, Chironomidae. The record is from the annotation of a GenBank genome assembly.